Molecule: messenger RNA, 4755 nt
Organism: Lethenteron reissneri (Far Eastern brook lamprey)
Lineage: Eukaryota; Metazoa; Chordata; Hyperoartia; Petromyzontiformes; Petromyzontidae
Product: guanylate-binding protein 2-like
Molecular function (GO): GTPase activity; GTP binding
Source: RefSeq, a predicted model, not a curated record
UGGUGAGACUCACGUAGUCGCAUCUCACGGCGUGACCCCCGUGCUGCUGCUGCUGCCACCUUCCUCCGCUGGCCAUGGCGAGCAGCUCUCGCUGUCCCCUGGUCGCGUUUCCAGCGCCGCUGCCCCUGCUCGUGACGGAUGAGCAGGGCCGCUUCUGCGUGGUGGUAGACACGGCCCGGGCACUUGCGAGGAUCGCGAAGCCCGUGGUGGUGGUGGCCAUCGUGGGCCGGUACCGCACCGGCAAGUCCUUCCUGAUGAACAGACUCGCGGGGACCAGGGCCGGAUCGUGCACCCCGGUGCAGGCGUUUCCCCUGGGGAGCACGGUGGAGGCUCACACAAAGGGCAUCUGGGUCUGGUUACGGCCACACCCACGGGACCAAGAGAAGUGCCUCCUGCUGCUCGACACCGAGGGCCAGGGAGACAUCCACAGCUCGGGCAGUGAGCAUGACACAUGGCUGUUUGUGCUGGCCAUGCUGCUGAGCUCCACGCUGUUGUUUAACACGAAGGGCACGCUCGACAAGGAAGGCAUGGAGCAGCUGCACUUCAUAUUGAACCUAGCAGACCACGUGAGAACGAAGGAGCACCAAAAAGCUGACCGCAUCGGCUCGGACUUUCACCGACACUUCCCGUCGCUGGUGAUGUGCAUGCGGGACUUCACGCUGCACCUGGAGGUGGGAGGCAGGCCCUGCACGGCCGACGACUACAUGGAGCACUGCCUGCAAAUGCGCAAGAAGGGGCUAGCCAAGGCUUGCCGCGAGUUCAACGAGCAGCGGGAGAUGCUCUGCGGUUACUUCAAGGAGCGAAAGUGUUUCGUGUUCCCAGUGCCAGCUGAAGCACAACACCUGGAGCACCUUGAGGAGCUACCGGACGACAGGCUCAACCCCAAGUUCCUCAGCGUGGCCGACAAUUUAAUUAAGUACAUCUUGGAUUCUGCCAAAGUCAAGCACGUCUGCGGAACAGUCAUCUUCACCCACACUUUCAUUGAACUGGUGGAGCAGUAUGCGUCAGCUCAGCGGGCGCACGCAUUGCCCUGCAUAGAGAGCGCCCUCGUGCAGGUGGUGACGCUGGCGAACCGGCAGGCCAAGGAGGCGGCGCUUGCAUUCUACCGGAAGGCGAUGGGCCCGGUCGCGGAACGUCUCUCUCUUCCCACGCUGGAGCUCAAUGCGCGGCACCAGGAGGGCGUGGAGGCGGCCGUUGCGCUGUUCCACAGCCGCUCUGUGCUCGACAAGGACCACGCUCACGAGAAGGAGCUCAUGAAAGCAAUCACUGAAGUUUACAAGGGGCUGAUUAUGAAAAAUGCAGAGGCGUCACAAUGCAAGUGUAAGGAACGCCUUCUGCAGCUGUACCAGCCCAUUAAAGUGAAGGUGCAGCAGCGUGAAUUCUAUCGGCCAGGAGGCUUCCAGGAGUACCAGGCCUUGAUGGAGAAUCUCCAAGAAAACUACAACAGCACCCCAGGACUGGGCAUGGCGCAGGAAAAUGUCCUCAAGGUGUUCAUGGAUCAAACUAAGGACACAGGAAGCAACAUCCUCAUGAUGGACAAAGGCAUCUCACAAAUGGAAAGGAAUAAGCGAGAAAAUGACGAGCGGAAGAAACGAUUGGAGCAGGGGAAGAGAGCGCUGCAAGAACAAAAUAAUCAGAAACAGGUCCAGAUGGAAAGCUUGAAGAAUCAACUGGAGACCAACAAGACAGAGUUUGAUAAGAAGGUGAAACGCAUGAAGGAGCAAACAUUGUCUAUUCCCGAGGACAUGGACAUUGAAGAUGACAGUAUGGACAUGUAUGACAUGUUAGAGAACGUAUUGGGUUUUGGACUGAAAGUUGCAUUCACCGUUUUAUUGUUUAUUUGAGAUUCCAAAUUGGCAGUCAACCUCUAUCUUACCUAUAAACGUCAUUUUUUGUCUGUCUGUCCGUCUGUCUGUGGACGUGUACUUGAAGGAUUUGGCUCGAAAACCGUGGGAUUUACAUUUAAAAAAGUAUCCAUGUACCACGCCGUAAGCCCCAUGGUGAGCCAGCGCUAUUCCGUUUUCACAUCCGUCAACUUUAAAGUAUUUAAAUUAGCAAUUAAUUGCAAUUCCGCUUUAUUUAAUUAUUUCCUCGCACUGCUAAAGCUGCCCGCGGGUUGCCCCUAGCAACACACACACAUCAUCGGAUUGCUCAUUCGUGUUCAAAAUGCAAAAAAAUACACACAAAGUUGAGGUAAAUUCAUCAAAGUGUAAUGUCCUCUUCUCCCCCCCCCACCCCAAAGUGUCAGUAGAUACUAAUAUUAUAGCGCUUAGUGUUAUUGUAGCGCGGGCGGGAGGAUGGUGGGAGGGGUGGGCUGGGUUAGCGGCCCAACCCCCAACCUGCCAAGGUGCCACCUCGGCCGGCUGGGCAAUCUAGGCGAGGCCGGGGGCUCUGCACAGGACUAGGCCUCACCACGCCACUUUGUCAGGUGAAUACUUUGUGCUAUAGAGUCGAUAUAUACUGCUAUAGAGUCAGCACGUACUACUGUCGGGAUAGCAGGUACCACCACAGUUACUUUGCACUGCUGUUAUCAUAGCAGGUACCAUCACAGUCAGUUUGCACUGCUGUAGUGAAAGCAAGUACCACCACAGUAUGCACUGCUGUAAUCAUAGCAGGUACCACCAGUCAGUAUGCACUGCUGCCGUCAUAGCGGGUACCACCACAGUCGGUAUGCACUGCUGUAGUGAUAGCAGGUUACCACCACUGCUGUAGUCAUAGCAGGUUACCAUCAUAGUCGGUAUGCACUGCUGUAGUGAUAGGUACCACCACAGUCAGUAUGCAUUGCUGUAGUGAUAGGUACCACCACAGUCACUAUGUAUUUCUGUAAUCAUAGCAGGUACCAUCACAGUCGCUAUGCACUGCUGUGGUCGUAGCAGGAUCGCACCAGUCAGUAUGCACUGCUGUAGUGAAAGCAGGUACCACCACAGUCGGUAUGCACUGCUGUAGUGAUAGCAGAUACCACCAAAGUCGCUGUGCGCUCCUGUGGUCAUAGCAGGUACCACCACAUUAUGCAUUGCUGUAGUCAUAGCGGGUACCACCACAGUCGUUAUGCCCUGCUGUAGUGAUAACAGGUAUCACCACAGUUGGUAUGCACUGCUGUAGUGAAAGCAGGUACCACCACAGUCGCUAUGCGCUCCUGUGGUCAUAGCAGGCACAACCACAGUAUGCACUGCUGUAAUCAUAGAAGGUAUCACCACAGUCAGUAUGCACUGCUGUAAUCCUAGCAGGAACCACCACAGUCAGUAUGCACUGCUGUAAUCAUAGCAGGGACCACCACAGUCGGUAUGCACUGCUGUAGUGAAAGCAGGUACCACCACAGUUGCUAUGUGCUCCUGUGGUCAUAGCAGGCACAACCACAGUACGCACUGCUAUAAUCAUAGAAGGUACCACCACAGUCAGUAUGCACUGCUGUAAUCCUAGCAGGAACCACCACAGUCAGUAUGCACUGCUGUAGUGAUGGUAGAUACUGCUAUCGAGUUGCUAGAUAUAUGCAAUAUAGAGUUAGUAGAUAUUAAAACAGUAUAUACCACUACGGUCAGUAAAUACUACGAUACUACUUACUCUGUUGUCUGUAGGGUGUGUACGUAUAUAUAAACCUACGCGGGGGUAAACAUUUUCGGAAACCUUUUAUAUCAACUAUUUACCCCCCACUUUCUAUAACUUUUUGGACUUCUGCAAGCCUCUUAUAAUUUUGUUGGUGGAGAAAUGGACAAACGGCCCGCCGGGCUUUCACAAUAGCUUACUAUCUGUGUAUGGAUAUGUAUUUUUAAGAGAAGUUGUGAAAUAUAUUUUUUGCCUGGGCAACGCCAGGUACUUCCCGCUAGUACACUAUAUAAUACUCCUCCUUCUCGUGUCCUGCCACCACGGUCGCAUGUUUAUCUAGCAUCGGGCCACGUCGUGGUGAUGAUGAUGUUGGCCUGGGUCUGUAGCCCAGGCUAGGUCGUCUGGGGUGCGUGCCUCCUCCAGGAGCCGACAGACCAAGAGAUGCUCCAUGGUCUCUGCCUCACUGCCAUCUCACACGAGUCACAAUACUCAGAGCUUCCGAUGCACUUUCACACAGGGAUUUAUUGUGGCUCUUUUUCUACUGGAUUGUAACUAUGUUCUAUCCACUGCUGGAUAGAGGCCAGACUGGAAAUCUCUGAAAAAGAGCUCCAUAGGGUAAUCGGAUUCCUCCAGUUUUAAAUAAAGAUUCUUAUUCUGAUGGACGAGCCCCUCUAGUAAAGCAAUGAAAGUAAAGUUAGGAAAUGAUUGAAGAACUUCGCAAAGCCUCGAGAUGAAUACAACCAAAAGUUAAGUACAACAAUUUUGCCGAACAUAAUAAUUACUGGCGGUAUACCACGAGGAAACACAGCUGAAUGUGUAUGAUGAUUACCUUGAUCACAAAGAAUGGUCCUUUGAGUACGAUGUUGCCUCACCUAGGAUUGGUUAGAUGUUUGCAAGCCCUACCUUCAUUGGAAUUCGGAAAACGCGUGGUAACAAACUACUUGAAUUGCCUCAUGCAGUUUUAGUUAGUAUACGUAAUCUGCUCUACCUUCGUUAAUCUGUGUUCUAUGUGAGAAGGCUGUUUCUGGUGUAGGCCAAUCAGUGUCAAAGACAAUGCAUAUAUUAGCAAAGCAUGUUUGUUUGCAUGUUUUGCCACAAGUAUGUGUGGCUAAUGGAGUACUUGAUGAAAGGGUAAAACCUAUUCUUAGCUUUACCAUGUAUAUACCAUUAUUAGUCUUUUUCCCCUCCCUUCCCCUUGAUAUGUUGUCAAUA